UUGGGGAAAAACAAACAAAGUCUGUUUUCCUUCCGUUUCCUUUCACACCACCUAAGGCCAUCGGAGCCAUCAAGCAUCCUCUGUACUGUAGCUACUUGAAGAACCAUACAAUGGCAAAGAGAAAAAGAGAAGCAACAGAUUUGAAUGCUGCUGAAGGGGGCGACGAAGAUGAUGAGAUAACAACAGCGACGAGAGAGAUAUCGCCGGCGCAUUAUGUGUUCAAGAUCGAGUCUUUCUCUCUAUUAUCAGAGAACGACAUCACCAUGUAUGAGACGAACGACUUCAAAGUUGGUGAUCAGACCUGGAGAUUGAUUAUCUAUCCUAAUGGAGACAAGAGUAACGAGGGAGAAGAUCACUUGUCCCUGUAUCUGACUGUUUCUGAGGCCAAUCCUCUGAAAGUUGACGGGGAGAUAAAUGCAACUGUUAGGUUCUUUGUGUUCGAUCAAAUUUGCGAUGAAUACUUGUUAAGAGAAGGUACGUUUGUUCCCAUAAAUUUAUAAAGGAAA
Messenger RNA from Rhodamnia argentea, 506 nucleotides. RefSeq lists its product as uncharacterized. The coding region runs from base 111 to 500 and encodes 129 amino acids. The transcript has 3 exons. Lineage: Eukaryota; Viridiplantae; Streptophyta; Magnoliopsida; Myrtales; Myrtaceae. The record is from RefSeq and is a predicted model, not a curated record. Gene Ontology annotation, molecular function: protein binding.